Molecule: messenger RNA, 2834 nt
Organism: Prunus avium (sweet cherry)
Lineage: Eukaryota; Viridiplantae; Streptophyta; Magnoliopsida; Rosales; Rosaceae
Biological process (GO): protein phosphorylation
Molecular function (GO): protein binding; ATP binding; protein kinase activity
Source: RefSeq, a predicted model, not a curated record
UGAACCCCCAUCACCAAAUGACUAAACCAACCCCAACAUCUUCUCUCCACACUCAUCUCUGCAUCCUGCUCUUCCUCCCCCUCCUCCUCAUCAGCCAUGCCAACUCUCAGUCAUUGCAAGACCAAGAACAAGCUGUUCUGCUAAAACUAAAGUCAUACUUGCAAUCUCCACCGUUCCUCAGCCAUUGGAUUCCAUCAACAUCAAACACUUCCCACUGUUCCUGGCGGCCUCAGAUCACCUGCACAAACAACUCCGUCACCGGAUUGUCUCUGGUCAACACGAACAUCACCCUACCAGUUCCACCUUUUAUUUGUGAUCUCAAGAACGUCACACUCAUUGAUCUCAGCUACAACUACUUUCCUGAAGAGUUCCCAAAAGCUCUCUACAACUGUUCAAAGCUACAGUACUUAGACCUCUCUCAAAACUACUUUGUUGGCAAGAUUCCUGACGAUAUCGACAGCCUGCCUCGGCUUCAAUACCUCAGCCUUGCCAAUAACUACUUUUCUGGUGACAUACCGGCGGCUAUUGGGCGGUUACAAGAGCUCAGGAACCUGCAGCUGCUUUCGAACCACUUUACUGGUCCCGUGCCACCAGAAAUAGGUAACUUGUCCAAUCUUAUAGACCUAAGUCUCUCUUACAAUACAGAUCUUGUGCCGUGGAACAUGCCUUCAAAUUUCACCCAGUUGAAAAUUUUGAAGACUUUAUGGAUACGAGAAUCAAAUUUGAUCGGACAGCUCCCGGGAACACUCGGGGAAAUGGCAGCACUGGAAGAAUUGGAUUUGGCAAAGAACAGUUUGAAUGGGACAAUCCCACGUGGCUUGUUUCUGUUGAAGAAUUUGAGUAUAAUCUAUCUCUUCAGGAACAGCCUGUCCGGGGAUUUACCUCAAAUGGUUGAAGCAUUGAACUUGCAAGUUAUUGAUCUUUCUGACAACCAUUUAACAGGGCCAAUACCAAAAGAUUAUGGAAAGCUUACCAAGUUAACAGGGUUAGCUUUGUUUUAUAAUGGUUUUUCUGGUGAGAUUCCAGCAAGCAUUAGCCAUCUACCAAAUCUCAUAGAUUUCAAAGUGUACGACAAUAACUUGACAGGAACAUUGCCUCCGGACUUUGGGAGGUAUUCAGAGCUUGGAGGGUUCGAGGUUUCGGGGAAUAGGCUCACUGGUAAACUGCCAGACCAUUUGUGUUAUUUGGGUAAGCUGGAAGGACUUGUAGCUCAUGAGAACAAUCUCACUGGGGAGUUACCAAGCUCUCUUGGAAAUUGCACUAGUUUGGUGAUAGUCAAGGUUAAUGAUAAUGGGUUGUCUGGGGUGUCUUCCUGGACGAAUUUGAAGGUUUUUGACGCCGGUAAUAACCUUUUUAACGGUACUAUCCCUCAGGAACUUACUGCUCUUCCUGGCUUAAUCACUCUUUCUCUUGAUCAGAAUCAGCUUACUGGCUUCCUUCCAUCAGAGAUUAUGUCAUGGAAAUCACUCAACACUCUUAAUUUCAGUCGAAAUCAACUCUCUGGACCAAUUCCAGAGAAACUUGGUCUUCUACCAGUCCUUACUGAACUGGAUCUUUCAGAAAACCAACUUUCUGGCCAAAUUCCAGCUCUGCUUGGGCGUCUGAAGCUCAACCAUUUCAAUCUCUCUUCCAAUCACCUAUCUGGGAAGAUCCCAAUUAAAUUUGAGAAUCCUGUUUAUGUCAAAAGCUUCUUGGACAAUCGAGAUCUCUGUGCAACUAGCCCAUUAGCAAAACUCAAGAUAUGCAAGUCCAGCAAAAUUUUGAUCUUAACUUUCAGCAUACUUUUGUCCUUUUUGGCUUUGUCCUUAUCAUUCUUCAUGGUCAGAGCUUAUUGGAAGAGAAACAGAUCGGAUUCUAAUUGGCAGCUCACCGCAUUUCAGAGGUUGAAUUUCACAGUGUCAAAAAUUAUCUCUGGGGUUACAGAAAAUAAUCUGGUUGGAAGUGGAGGAUCAGGAAAGGUUUAUCGUGUUCCUGUGAAUCGUACAGGUGACGUGGUUGCCGUGAAAAAGAUUUGGAAAGAUAAGAAGUUAGAAGAGAAGCUUGAAAAAGAAUUUCUUACAGAAGUCAAGAUAUUGAGUUCCAUUCGACAUGCCAACAUAGUGAAGCUGAUGUGCUGUAUAUCCAAGGACAAUUCAAAACUUCUUGUCUAUGAGUACUCAGAGAAUCGAAGCCUGGAUCAAUGGCUUCACAAGAGAAACAGGCCAUCCAAUCUCACGAGUUCAGUCCACCAUGUUGUGUUGGACUGGCCUAAGAGGUUGCAGAUUGCAGUGGGAGCUGCUCGGGGCCUCUGCUACAUGCAUCACGACUGUGUGCCACCCGUUGUGCAUCGAGACAUGAAAUCGAGUAACAUUUUGUUAGACUCUGAUUUUAAUGCAAAAAUAGCUGAUUUUGGUCUUGCCAAGAUCUUGGUCAAGCAAGGAGAACUUGGUACAGUGUCAGCUGUUGCUGGCUCCUUCGGCUACAUUGCUCCAGAAUAUGCUCACACAACACGCGUGAACGAGAAGAUUGAUGUAUAUAGUUUUGGGGUCAUCCUUCUGGAGUUGACCACCGGAAGGGAAGCUAAUGACGGCGACGAACACACUUCUCUUGCUGAAUGGGCGUGGCGCCACUUUCAAGAAGACAACCCUCUUGUCAAUGCUCUGGACCAGGACAUCAAAGAACCUUGUUACUUGGAUGAAAUGUGCUCCGUUUUCAAACUUGGCAUCUAUUGCACCGAGAGACUUCCUUCUGCUAGGCCUUCCAUGAAGGAGGUUCUGCAUAUCUUGCUCCGAUGCUCAACAAAAGUCACCCCACCAUUGAGAAGAUUUGGAGAUGCAAGCAACUUAAUUCCCUGA